Molecule: messenger RNA, 2639 nt
Organism: Closterium sp. Naga37s-1
Lineage: Eukaryota; Viridiplantae; Streptophyta; Zygnematophyceae; Desmidiales; Closteriaceae
Source: the annotation of a GenBank genome assembly
AUGGCUGCUGGGCGCUUAGCGCUGCGACCCAAUGCUCGACGUCGCGUACCGCGUCGGCCCAAAGUCCCGCGCAGCCGCCUUCGUAAAGAGUCGGAGAGUUUUGAGGAACGGUCGGAUUGGGCGGAGAGCGAGGAGGAAGAGGGGCAAGAGGGCACAGGGGAGGAAAAUCGGGGAUGGACGGAAGCAGAAGAGACGACGGGAGGCGGCGGUGGCGGAGAGAGUGAGCGAGAGGACGGUGCCGACAGCGGCGACGAGGGCAGCUUGGCGUCGCAAUCGACAUACCUUAUGCUCAACCCGUUCGCCGUGCGCGAGGAGGUAAGGCGGAUGGGCCGGCGGAGAACCUCACUGAUCCGCGCCCACGCGAUCAUGUUCUCUCCCGCGCUUUCCCCCCGCGCGCAGGUACAGCCCGUUCUGGAGGCCGCCGUGGCGCUGGGGCUGGACUUGGCGGGCGGGGCGGAGAGCGGCGGGACGGGCGGAGAGGGCGGGAAGGUGGCGGCGGCGGAGUUUUAUUCAGCGGUGGACCGCGUGAGGGACGCGGUGGGCGCAAUGGAGGCGGAGAUAGAGCGCAGCCGACAGCUGCUCACGUCAGCCAUGGAGGUUCUCGCGGCCGCUUUCGACAAGCACGUCGGAGCAGUCGAUGCGCUGGAAUGCUUUCCCCCCGCGGCCGUCACCUCCCUCUCCGCGCUUGGCGGUCUGCCGCCCCUCCCCGAGCUCCGCUGUCCCCCCUCACCCGCCUCCGCAUACGCACAGUCCGGCUGCGAGGGCUCGGCGCGCUGGGGGGAGCGCGCGGCGGAGGGCGAGAUGGUGGCGCGGCUGCAGGCGAUGGCGAAGCGGCUGUUCGAGAACGGCGAGCGACACACGCUGUUCCACACGUACAAGCGACGGCGGGGCGCCGUGGUGCGAGCAGCACUGGCGGCAACGGGAGUGGGAGAGGCGCAGCGGGAGGGGGCGGGCCAGGCGGAGUGGUCGUGGGAGGAGGCGGGGCAGCGGCUGAGGGAGUGGCGCGCGCACCUUCGAUUCGGACUGGCGCUGUGCUUGGCGGAGCAGCGGCUGAGCGAGGCGGUGCUGGGCGGCAUGGGGCAUCUGCGGCAGGAGUGCGUGGACGACCUCCUCGCGCCCUCCUUCGCCGCGCUGCUCGCCCUGCCAACCCUCCUCGCCGCCUCGCCCCCCUCGCUGCACGCGCUGCUGCACGCGCUCUCCACGUUCCACGCGCUUAGGGAUGGCUACCCGCAGGUGGCGGAGCUGUACCCACGGCGCACGCAGAGGCAGCGGCGGCAGUACCUGGAGGUGCUGGCGCGCGUGGCGGGCGUGGCGAGGAGCGCCUUCCUCGCCACUGAGACCGCCUGGGCCCACCCCGCCCUGCUCUCCCUGCUGCUGGACGGGCAGGGCAAGGGGCAGGGCAAGGAGCAGGCCACGGGGCAGGGGCAGGAGGAGGAAGGGACGCAGGCAGGGAGUGAGAGGGGCGAGGAGAAGGAAGGGGCGGUGGUGAUAACGGUGGUGGCGCAAGGGGAAGCAGGCGAUGGUGGUUCUCAGCAGGAGGGUGCAGCUGAGGCAGAGAAGGUGGAGGCGGAGGGAGGAGAGGGCGGUGGUGGGAGUGGAGACGGCACAGCGGACACGGUGACAGCAGCAAGUGGCACCACUGCUGCGCCAGCAGGCAUGGGCGUGGGGCAGCGCAAGGGACGCAGCGUCGCCCUUCCCUUCUCUCUGGCGGCACACGCUCACCCUGUACCUCCCUCUGGGCUCGUUCCACCUACCCGUUCGACUCCACCUGCCCUUCCACUCCACAGCUUCCUGUCAGUGCGGCCACCGCAGCCGGCACCCCAUAUGGCAGCGACAGCAGGGGGGCGAGGGGCGGGUGUGGUGGCGUGCUUCCAGCCCAUCACAGGCGCCGUGGACCCCGUCACACUGCGCCUCCUCGACACCUUCCACCUCCUCUGCUCCCACGACCUGCCGUACCGCCGGCUGCUGGAGGAGGUGUUGGACACGCACCCCACGCCUGCGCCUGCUGCCUCCCACGCCUCCUCCCCCUGCGCCUCGCCGCACCCCGCUCUCGCCUUGCGUGACCAAAAGCCGCCCACCCCCCACUCCGUGUGCAGCAGUCCUGCCACCAGCUGCUGGAGUGAAGCCUCCUCGCUGCCGCUGCCCGGCCAGCCCGGGGUGGGGGCGGGCGGGGGGGUGGGGAGGCGGGUGCAUGCGCGCAUGGCGAUGGUGAUAGCGGGGAGCAUCCGCGGGCUGGUGGGCGCGCUGGAGGCGCAUGCGGUGGGCAGCCGGGACGACCUGGCGCUGAGCGAGCUCUUCCUCAUGAACAACCUCCACCACAUCGCCUCCCGCCUCUCCACGUCCAGUGUGGGCAAGCUGCUGGGGCUGGCGGAGGUGGGCGCGCAUGCCAAGCACGAGGAGAGGCACCGCGACCGCUUCCUGGAGCUCUCCUUUGCCAGGUUCCACUGCCUGGUCACCAACGACAGACUGCGCAGACCCGAUGCCAUCCGUCGAUUAGUGGAGUUCUGCAGUGUGCUGGGAGAUGUGCUGGCAAUGCAGCAGACCUGGGUGGUGCCCGACCCCCACAAUGCUGCCACGCUGCGAUCUGCCCUGCGCUGGGGCCUGCAGCAGAUGCUCCAGGCAUUCCUCGCCAAACACAG